Messenger RNA from Rhinichthys klamathensis goyatoka, 1689 nucleotides. RefSeq names its product sperm associated antigen 6 (gene spag6). NCBI's taxonomy places the organism in Eukaryota, Metazoa, Chordata, Actinopteri, Cypriniformes, Leuciscidae. The transcript is spliced from 11 exons. Gene Ontology annotation, biological process: neuron projection extension; epithelial cilium movement involved in extracellular fluid movement; sperm axoneme assembly. Gene Ontology annotation, cellular component: microtubule cytoskeleton; acrosomal vesicle; axoneme. The record is from RefSeq and is a predicted model, not a curated record. Bases 85 to 1608 code for a protein of 507 amino acids. Gene Ontology annotation, molecular function: microtubule binding.
CCUAAUGGAAGUUUAAACGCACAGUUUGUCGCAUCCACGCAGCUUUUUGUCGUUUUUGCUCCGAUUUAGGAUACUGAUAAAACAAUGAGUCAACGGCAGGUUUUACAAGUGUUUGAGCAGUACCAGAAGGCAAGAACACAAUUUGUGCAAACUGUAGCAGAUCUUGCAACAAGACCACAAAAUACUGAAACACUUCAAAAUGCUGGUGUAAUGUCCCUUUUGAGGCCUCUCCUUUUGGAUGCAGUCCCAACUAUUCAGCAGACAGCAGCCCUGGCUCUCGGAAGGCUUGCCAACUAUAACGAUGACCUGGCUGAGGCUGUAGUAAAGGGAGACAUUCUUCCUCAGCUUGUGUACUCCCUGGCUGAGCAAAACCGAUUCUAUAAGAAAGCAGCUGCAUUCGUUCUUCGGGCUGUUGCUAAGCACUCCCCAGAGCUGGCCCAGGCCGUGGUGGACUGUGGAGCACUGGACGCUCUUGUCGUCUCCUUGGAGGAGUUUGACCCUGGGGUCAAAGAGGCUGCGGCAUGGGCAAUAAGCUACAUUGCCAGGCACAAUGCACAGCUGUCUCAGGCAGUGGUUGAUGCCGGAGUGGUGCCUCUGCUUGUGUUAUGCAUCCAGGAGCCUGAAAUUGCCCUGAAGAGGGUUGCUGCUUCCGCUUUGAGCGAUAUAGCCAAGCACUCCCCAGAGCUGGCUCAAACCGUGGUGGACACAGGGGCAAUCGCCCACCUAGCACAGAUGAUCCUAAACCCAGAUGCCAAAUUAAAGAGGCAGGUUUUUUCAGCUCUCAGUCAAAUCGCCAAGCAUUCCGUGGACGUAGCCGAGAUGGUGGUGGAGGCCGAGAUAUUCCCCGCUGCGCUGGUUUGCCUAAAGGACCCUGAUGAAUAUGUUCGGAAGAAUGUCGCCACUCUUAUUCGGGAAAUCACAAAACACACCCCAGAACUGUCUCAGAUAAUAGUGAAUAUGGGGGGUGUAGCAGCUGUGAUUGACUACCUCGGGGACUCCAAAGGGAAUGUUCGCCUGCCUGGGAUCAUGAUGCUGGGCUAUGUGGCUGCACACUCCGAGAACUUAGCCAUGGCUGUGAUUGUAUCUAAAGGAGUGCCACAGUUGGCUAUCUGUCUGGAAGAGGAGCAAGACGACCACCUCAAAGCAGCCACAGCUUGGGCGUUUGGCCAGAUUGGCCGACACACACCCGAACAUGCACGAGCUGUUGCUGUGGCCAACGCGUUCCCUAAACUCCUAAAUCUCUAUUUGGACACUGAAAGUUCUGAAGACCUGCAGGUCAAGGCAAAGAAGGCAUUGAAGAGCAUCCUUCAAAAGUGUACUUAUCUACCAGCACUGGAGCCUCUUCUCUAUGAAGCUCCCAGCAACAUUCUUAAACAUGUCAUCUGCCAGUUCAGUAAGGUUCUUCCUCAUGACAGUAAGGCACGGCGCUUGUUUGUUACCAGUGGUGGUCUGAAGAAAGUGCAGGAGAUCAAAGCAGAACCUGGUUCUGCAAUUCAGGAAUAUAUCAAUGCAAUCAACAGCUGCUACCCUGAGGAGAUUGUCAGGUAUUAUUCCCCUGGUUACUCUGAGACCUUGCUGGAAAGGAUUGAAAGCUAUCAGCCAGUGUGAACAUGUGCAACACUUUCUUUACUGAAACACUAUGGAUGUUUUACUUUUUAAAAAGUGAACUUGUGAAAAAUAAAAAGUGAA